CCCUCAACAACAUGAACAAGUUCAUUAUUCUUGCUGCUUUGAUCGCUGUGGCUGUGGCCAAACCCCAAGGCUAUGGUGCUGCAGCCGGCCAACAGCAACAGGGUUACGGAGGCCAAGCUGGACAGCAACAACAGCAACAGGGUUAUGGAGCUCAGCCCGGAGCGACUCAACAGCAACAAGGUUAUGGUGCUCAAGUAUCUGCUAGUGCUGGAGCUGGACAGGGUUACGGUGCUCAAAACGUAGCUGCCCAGCAGCAACAAAGCUAUGGCUCUCAGGUCUCCGCAGGUGCUGGAGCUGGACAAAACUAUGGAGCUCAGUCAGGUGCUGCACAACAGCAACAGAGUUAUGGUGUUCAAGCAUCUGCUAGCGCCGGAGCUGGACAGGGCUAUGGUGUUCAAAAUGGAGCUGCCCAGCAACAACAAGGCUACAGUGCUCAAUCCGCAGCUGGAGCUGGACAAAGUUACGGUUCACAAAACGGAGGUGCCCAAAAGCAACAGGGUUACGGCGCAUCCAGCACUCAACAGAAGCCAACUAAUACUUACAACAGCAAUGGAAACGGAAACAAACCUUCCGCAUCUGCUUCAUCUUACGCACAGGAGCAACCCCCUAUGCCAUUUGAAUAUGCCUGGACCGUCAAGGAUGAGCCAACCAAGAACGACUACGCUCAUGAAACUAAGAGCGACGGCAAAGUUGUGACUGGCUCUUACCGCGUUGUCUUGCCCGAUGGCCGCACUCAGAUCGUCACCUACCGCGCUGAUGAGAACGGCUACGUCGCUGAUGUCAAGUACGAAGGUGAAGCCAAGUACCCCGAGCCAUCCAACGGAAAUGGAAACGAUGGAAACGGCUCUGGAAAUGGAGGCAAUAACUAUGGCAAUAACAACAAGGGAAACGGCAACGGCAAUCAGGCUAAUGCCUAUUAAAAAGCUAAUAAGUGUAUCGUCUUGAAAAUGAAUUGCCAUAAUUCUAAUUAUUUUUCUGUGAAAUCGUGAUGAAUACAUAUAUGGAUACUUAA
Molecule: messenger RNA, 1012 nt
Organism: Daphnia carinata
Lineage: Eukaryota; Metazoa; Arthropoda; Branchiopoda; Diplostraca; Daphniidae
Product: pro-resilin-like
Exons: 3
Coding region: 12-920 (302 amino acids)
Cellular component (GO): extracellular matrix
Source: RefSeq, a predicted model, not a curated record